CCCAGCGACACGUCACCAGACCAGACCUGUCAGCGUGUGUCGAGAGCUGCUGAAAUGGGUGGUUUCUUCUCUAGUCUCUUCUCUGGCCUUUUUGGCACCAGGGAGAUGAGGAUUUUGAUCCUGGGCUUGGACGGUGCAGGAAAAACUACUAUUCUGUACAGGCUGCAGGUUGGAGAAGUCGUCACCACCAUCCCCACAAUCGGCUUCAACGUCGAGACGGUGACAUACAAGAACCUGAAAUUCCAGGUGUGGGAUUUGGGAGGACAGACGAGUAUCAGGCCCUACUGGCGGUGUUAUUACUCAAACACAGAUGCAGUCAUCUACGUGGUGGACAGCAGCGACCGUGACAGGAUGGGCAUCUCAAAGUCAGAGUUGGUGGCCAUGUUGGAGGAGGAGGAGCUGAAGAAGGCCAUCCUCGUGGUGUUUGCCAACAAACAGGACAUGGACCAAGCCAUGACGCCGACUGAAGUCGCCAACAGCCUCGGCCUUCCUGCUCUCAAGGACAGAAAAUGGCAGAUCUUCAAGACCUCGGCCACUAAAGGAACCGGCCUGGACGAGGCUAUGGAGUGGUUAGUGGAUUCCCUGAAGAGUCGGCAGUAAAGGCUGCUGCUCAUCCUGUAUAUACUCCUCAUCUUCGCCCCCCUCCCCGUGUCCCACUUUCCUCUGGACCAGUGAUUGCACUCCUACUCCUCUGUCCCCAUCUCAUACUGACCAGAAGCCUUGUGGCCAAGUCCUCCCAACGCCGAACGCCUUUCAACCCCGGGACUGGGAAGCAAAAGGCUGCAGUAACAUCUGGACUGCGAAAGACGUCGCCGAAGACCACGCGUGAUGGUUUUGGAGAAUUUGAAACACUGCCGUCUCGGAUGCGCAACAGUGAAAUUUUGUUAUCUAAACUCUGUUUUGGAAAUGAAGAGUCAGUUUGCAACAACUGUGAAUGUACUUGUUAUUGUAUUAAUCCAUUUGCAGUAGUUCCACCACUGAAAGACAUUAUCAGGACUCGGAUUGUGCUGCCUUACAGCAGUGGGGUCAUUUCCAAGCACUUGCACCGGUCAGUAUCGACAUCUUACUCGCCUGGAAAGGAUUAAGACUCUUUUAAAAACAAAGAAA
Cololabis saira (Pacific saury) is the source of this 1107-nucleotide messenger RNA. It is a transcript of the gene arl1, whose product is annotated as ADP-ribosylation factor-like 1. The coding region runs from base 55 to 600 and encodes 181 amino acids. Gene Ontology annotation, biological process: vesicle-mediated transport; intracellular protein transport. Gene Ontology annotation, cellular component: cytoplasm; Golgi apparatus. The transcript is spliced from 6 exons. Gene Ontology annotation, molecular function: GTP binding; GTPase activity. NCBI's taxonomy places the organism in Eukaryota, Metazoa, Chordata, Actinopteri, Beloniformes, Belonidae. The record is from RefSeq and is a predicted model, not a curated record.